Penicillium soppii is the source of this 1632-nucleotide messenger RNA. RefSeq lists its product as uncharacterized. The transcript is spliced from 4 exons. NCBI's taxonomy places the organism in Eukaryota, Fungi, Ascomycota, Eurotiomycetes, Eurotiales, Aspergillaceae. The record is from RefSeq and is a predicted model, not a curated record. The coding region runs from base 1 to 1632 and encodes 543 amino acids.
AUGGAGUCGCAAAAUCUGCAGGCAGCUUCGACCUAUGUUAAUAAUAUACUGCUUGCCAGGGGUCUGCUGAAAGGUGGUCGCGCGAUCGACUUUGCAGACCCCGAAAAUGAAGAUGGAGGAAUCGAUGGAACAAUGGCUCGUGUGAUCAACUUGGUCAACGAUUUGGUGUUGAGACGAGACCGCGAAGCCGAACACCGCGAAAGCUUGUCCUCGACUAUUCGGAUGCUGCAGGCUACCGAGACGGAGCAAACUGCGGAGAUUGGGAAACUAAAAACGAAAACAUCCGAAUUGACACGCUCGGUGGCUCUUGCAGAGGCGCAAGAGCGCACCCUGAAAUCGAAUAUGUCCAGCGCUGAAGCGAGCAUUCGUGGAUUCAAAGAACAAAUCCAGCGCAUGAAAAGUACAGUGCAACAAGUUCGCGCGCAAUGCGCCAACGAUAUUCGUAAACGCGAUUUGGAAAUGCAGAAGCUCAAAUCCCAUCUGGCUGACAGACAACGAGGCAAGCGCGAAGGCUUGAGUGUCACGACUAUCAACAUCAACCCUGCGGCGGACCGAUCACGACUCAUGGCCAGUGGAGGAGACCGAAUCAAUGAUCCUGGAUAUAGCUUGAAGCAGGAGACAACGGACUUUUUGACGGAGUUGUGUCAGAAUCUUAGUGACGAGAAUGAUACAUUGAUUGAGCUUGCGCGAAACACUGUUCAUACUUUGAAGGAUUUGCAGGGAUUGCCGCAGGCAGAAAAUACAAAUGAGACCGAACAGGCGGUCAUGGCUGCAAGUGUGGCGCAGAAGUCGGGGCCGGUCACUUCGUUGCCAACUUCUUGUGAAGAAUUAUCAAUUCACAUGGAAGCCGUGCUGGAUCAUCUCCGGACAUUGCUCACUAACCCCUCAUUUGUCCCCCUUGAAGAAGUCGAGGUGAGAGACGAAGAGAUCAAGCGACUGCGGGAAGGUUGGGUGAAGAUGGAAAGUCGGUGGAAGCAAGCAGUCACUCUGAUGGGUGGCUGGCAGCAGCGCCUUGCACACGGCGGAGACUCCAUCCAAGCGGAAGAGUUGAAGCGUGGCAUGAACCUCGAUCUCAGUAUCAACCCCGGCGAGGAUGUGAGCAUGCAAAGCGAGGAGUCCAACUCCAUUCCAACAAUCCUCGAAGACCAGGAUGAAGAGGACAAUAACAGUGAUGCCGAUCCGAAGGCACAAGAGCCUGAAGUCAUCAAUCCCCAGACAAGGUCCAAAAUUCGCAAAGUACCCGGGAGAUCCGAUCGCGCGCUGAGAGAACGCAGUGAUAACCCAAUGUCAAAGCGUCCCCGGAAGGUUUCAUUCACUCCAGGUCUCCAAGGCUCACCAGCUGUGGAGAAUGUUGGCGACGAAACCCUUGAUAUCAAGACCUCCAAGACAGAGACUAUUACCCGCAAACCCCCGAGGCGAAAGACCGAAACAAAAGAAGAUCCCCAGGAAUCAUUAAGCGUACACCAAAAGCUAGCAGCGGCCGAAGACGAAGCACGGGCAGCUCAGAACGAGCGCAAAGAGCGCGAAUCGCGCAAGAGAAGUCGUCCAGAGAAGGCGUCCAGGCCGCCCAACCGGCGCAGAAGUACACUUACUACUGAUGAGCUUGACGAGUUGAUGGGCAAGGCCCGGUGA